GGGCAAUUACUUACGCAGUAAGUACGGAGUAAUAUUUUAUAUUCUCCUUAAUCAGUAAGCUUCCAAAACUUUCUUAUAGUAUACUCCCAACUCCAAACAGCAAUGGGGGAGAAGAGCUGUUCUCGAGGAAAAUCGUAAUUUGUUAAGUUACAAUUGGUCUGAAUUUAUGUCUCGCUGAAAGCGUCAGGGAAUUUAGUCAAUUCAGCUCAAUUUCUUGUUUGAUUCUUCCUCAGCUUAUACGUUCUGUAAUGUCAGUGGCGUGUGGGGUGGAGUGUGUGUUUGUGGCAGGCUGCUUCCGGUGGGCUUGGAAGCGCUGCACCUAUAUCGGCUCCGACGACAGUGCCACGUGGACCGCCGCCACCGACGAGGAGUUCGACCCCAUCCCCCGUGUCUGCCGUAUCAUCCUCGCCGUCUAUGAGAAGGACCUCCGCAAUCCCAAGUUUCCACCCGCCGGCGGCUACGGUCUUAACCCUGACUGGGUGAUUAAGCGCGUGACCUACGAGAAGCCCCCCGAAUUCGCGUCGCCGCCGUACCUGAUCUACCUUGACCACGACCACCGCCAGAUCGUCCUCGCCAUCCGCGGCCUCAACAUGAUCAAGGGGAACGAUUACAAGCUCCUCCUCAACAACAGCCUCGGCAAGCAGAUGUUCGACGGCGGCUAUGUCCACUACGGCCUCUUGAUGUCUGCGAAGUGGUUGUUGAACGAAGAGUCCGAGACUCUGAGGAAGCUUUGGGAGGAGAACGGGAGGAGCUAUAAGAUGGUUUUCGCCGGCCAUUCCUUGGGAUCCGGCGUCGCGUCGCUGCUCACGAUGAUUGUCGUCAAUCACAGGGACGAAUUCGGUGGAAUUCCGAGGGAUCUGAUCAUCUGCUACGCGGUGGCGCCAGCUCGGUGCAUGUCUCUCAACUUGGCCGUCAAGUAUGCCGACGUUAUACACUCCGUCGUGUUGCAGGACGAUUUCCUACCUAGAACUGCCACUCCAUUGGAAGAUAUAUUCAAAUCCUUAUUCUGUUUGCCAUGCUUGUUGUUUCUAGUUUGUUUGAGGGAUACCUUCAUACCUGAGGGUAGAAAGCUCAGAGAUCCUAGAAGGCUAUAUGCACCAGGUCGAAUGUAUCAUAUUGUUGAAAGAAAAUUCUGCAGAUGUGGGAGGUUUCCUCCAGAAGUAAGAACUGCCAUCCCUGUUGAUGGAAGAUUUGAGCAUAUUGUGUUAUCUUGCAAUGCCACAUCUGAUCAUGGAAUUAUUUGGAUAGAAAGAGAAUGCGAAAAGGCAUUAGAAAAACUGAAAGAGGCCAGAGCUGGGACGGUUGUCACAAAUGCCCCUCAGGUACAGAAAAUGGAAAGACUGCAGACUUUAAAAAAGGAACACAAGGAUGCACUGGAAAGAGCGGUCAGUCUGAACAUACCUCAUGCGCUACCUUCAACCGAAGAAGAGGUGGCAGAAUCCUUAGGGAACCACAAUGAAGGACCCCAGAUGGUGCAGAUGUUAGGCAUACCAGCAAACUCCUCUUCUCAAAAGGAGAGUAGUAGCAAGGAAGGGGAUGAAAAGAAGGGUGAAGAGUCGUCGAAAUUUAAGACUAAAACUAACUGGGAUGAGUUGGUUGAAAAGCUCUUCAAGAAAGAUGAAACGGGGAAGAUGCAAUUCAACAGGGAUGUUGUUGACCAAUGAUUGGUUUGGAUUCUUUGGAAUGGUUGCCUAUAGCAUUUUUCUUUCUUUUUUUGUUCAGAUAAUUGCUCAACGAUUGUUUGUUACUUUGUUAAAUCAAUAUUUUUC
Messenger RNA from Cuscuta epithymum, 1769 nucleotides. The record is from the annotation of a GenBank genome assembly. Lineage: Eukaryota; Viridiplantae; Streptophyta; Magnoliopsida; Solanales; Convolvulaceae.